Messenger RNA from Zingiber officinale, 2952 nucleotides. Its product is annotated as transcription initiation factor IIF subunit alpha-like. Lineage: Eukaryota; Viridiplantae; Streptophyta; Magnoliopsida; Zingiberales; Zingiberaceae. Gene Ontology annotation, molecular function: TFIIF-class transcription factor complex binding; RNA polymerase II general transcription initiation factor activity; DNA binding. The record is from RefSeq and is a predicted model, not a curated record. The transcript is spliced from 9 exons. Gene Ontology annotation, cellular component: nucleus; transcription factor TFIIF complex. The coding region runs from base 1021 to 2736 and encodes 571 amino acids. Gene Ontology annotation, biological process: transcription initiation at RNA polymerase II promoter; positive regulation of transcription elongation by RNA polymerase II.
GCACUCUCAAGCUCUUCACGAUCCUGAUGCGGACGCCUUCAUCCAACAUCAAUCAACCCAAAUGCAGUGGCCAACCUCUCACUGUGCCAGCGUCGAGCAUCCUCUUCUUCAACAUCGGGCAUCACCUCAUUUGUGUUAGAAGCAUACCCAGCUAAUCCCAACAAAGAAGUCAUGGACCUUGCCGCCGACCUUCAUUGCACCGCAGCCUGGCUCCUUCCGUACACCCUUUGAUCCAUUGACUCGACUCACUCGCAUCGUAACUCCUUUUCAGCUCAUAGCUUUCUCAUAGCAUACUUGCCAACUCGAUUUUCCUAUGAAUUCGGUAGGCACACAGCGAGGACCGACUGCACCCACUUCCCCUGGUCCUGGUCCAGAAGACUCUCAGGCCUUACGACUGCAUGGACGAGAACGGCUGCAGCGCCUCUCUCGAUCGACCGACCGACCGACCUGCGAGCGCCCGGCGAUCAUGGCGUUCCUCGCGAUGGCGUCUCAGCUUGGCAUAGCCUCGAACUCUUGUCAGGCGUCAUCAAUCGCACCGGAUCGGUCCUAGGCUACUACAGAGGUAUUUAAACAGCCAAUUUAAAAAUUACCGGAGGCACAUCGUCGAACCGUUCGCAGGCGAAGUAUUUAAACAACCAAUUAAAAUUACCAGCCGUAAAAUGAUAAUUUUAUAACUAUCGAGGGCAUUUCUAAAAAGCCAGCAAAUUAUAGAUGCUAAAAUAAAAUAAUCUUUGAGUGAAAACAACCAAAACCAGUUUAACGAAUCGGUUUUUUUGGAAAUUUUCGCGUCCGGCAUCAGAUCUUUCCCCUAUAAAUACAGCAACUUCUCUGACCUCUCCUCUGCUUCAAAGUCUUUCCGGUUCUACUGUGUCCUUGGUCGAGCAGGCCUCUUUCUUUGCUGAAUUCUUCCGAGCCGACCUCCAAUUAGGCGGUUUUUGUUCUUUCUCAACAACCAACAAGAUUAGCGAUCUUGAAGAGAGCCGAGCCCGGCUCCGUCUUUCUUUCCUUCAGCGCGCUGCCAUGAGUCUCGAUUGGGUGCUGAGGCCGUGCUGCGACCGGUGUCACUCGACGUCCGACCUCUAUGGGAGCAAUUGCAAGCACAUGACGCUGUGUCUCGAAUGCGGCAAGGGCAUGGCGGCAAAUCGCGGCCGCUGCCGUCUAUGUGGCGCCUUGAUUACUAAAUUGAUCCAGGAGUACAACGUACAGCCAAUGGCCAACACUGAUGAGGAUUUCCAUAUUGGAAGGUUCCCCUCUGGCUUGCCUCCAUUUUCAAAGAAUAGUGCAGAAAAUAGGUGGUCUCUUGACACAGAAGGUCUUCAAGAACGUCAACUAACUGACAUUGUGGAGAACGAGAAUAAACCAUGGAUAUUGGAAGAUGAGACUGGCCAUCAUCAGUAUCAGGGUCAAGUGGAGGGCCCACAAUCUUCGACUGCUACUCGUUAUCUGUUAAAGGUGCAUGGGAGGGAUUGUUUUGCUUUUGCUGUUCCAGAUGGUUCCAGGUACAAUUUCAGAAAAAUUGCACAAGGCAAGCAACUUACUUUGGAAGAGGCUGAAGAAAUAAUGAAUAAAAGGAGGCACAAUGCAACUGGACAUGGGAGGUGGAUGAUGAAGACGACAACUAGUGGUGCUGCUUCUUUUCGUGAAGUAAAGAAGAACGAAGGUAUAAGCAAAGCUGAGGCUGACGAAGGCAGUCAAGUAAAGAAAUGGAAGAGCAAUGAUGAAGGAGAUCAUUCUGACAAGGGUGAUGAAGAUGAGGAAGAAUGGGAAACAAGAAAGAACAGGUUCGCACGUAACAAAUUGGGUGUUGAUGAUGAUGAAGGAGAUCAUUCUGACAAGGGUGAUGAAGAUGAGGAAGAAUGGGAAACAAGAAAGAACAGGUUCGCAGGUAACAAAUUGGGUGUUGAUGAUGAUGAAGGACAUCAUUCUGACAAGGGUGAUGAAGAUGAGAAAGAAUGGGAAACAAGAAAGAACAGGUUCACACGUGACAAAUUGGGUGUUGAUAAUGAUGAAGAAGGUGGUAAAGGAGGUGAUUUUAAUCUAGAUGAUGACGACGACAUCGAAAAAGGUGAUGACUGGGAACACGAACAGACCUUCACAGAUGAUGAUGAAGCUGUUGGUAUUGAUCCAGGGGAAAGAGAGGAAUUAGAUCCUAUUCCUACUCCACCUGAAAUUAAGCAGGAUGAGGAAGAUGAAGAUGAAGAAAAUUGUACACUGAGUAAAUCAGGGAAGGAAAUGAAACAACUGCUUAUAAAAGCUGCUAUAUUAAAUGAAUUCAAGGGUGAGGAGGAGGAAGAAGAUGAGGAUGAUGAUAAAGAUGCUCCUAAGGAUGAACCAGCCGAAACUAGUCCCACUAAUGCAGCACAGCCCUCUGGAUCUGGCUGCUCCACUCCUGCUGAAUCAAAAGCAAAGAGCGAACACAGUAGUGACGAUGAGAACAGAAAUGAUUCUCUACCCGUGAAGACGGAAAAUACAAUUGUUAAAGCUGAGGCUGUUAUGAAUUCAUAUAAACCUAGUGUGUCGACUAAACCACCAUCUACAGAAGCAGUUACUGAGGAGGAUAUUAGAGCUGCUGUUAUUGUUGCUGCUGAACCUGUGAAGUUACGGGAUUUAGCUGCAAAAUUCAAACCCAGAGUGAAAACUUCAGAGGAAAGGCACGCCUUUGCUGAGAUUCUCAAGAGAAUAUCCAAGUUACGGAAGGUCAAUGGUCAUAUCUACAUUGUGCUUAGAGACAAGUAGUUCUGUAUUCCAUGGCUCAAGCAGAAUAGUACACAAUGAAGCAUCGAAAAAUCUUUAGAUAGCGCGGUAGUAUGAGACGAAUUGAUCAUUUCUGGUUUGCAUGCCGAGUAGUAUAGCUCUUUUUAUUUGACUUGUUAUAUUUUUUUUAGACGAUUUACCAAAAGGUAUAUGUAGAUUUCCGAAUUAACCAAAAGCACACACUACUUUACUAUUUUA